Pelodiscus sinensis (Chinese soft-shelled turtle) is the source of this 6146-nucleotide messenger RNA. It is a transcript of the gene SIK2, whose product is annotated as salt inducible kinase 2. Gene Ontology annotation, biological process: protein phosphorylation; intracellular signal transduction; microtubule cytoskeleton organization. The record is from RefSeq and is a predicted model, not a curated record. Gene Ontology annotation, molecular function: tau-protein kinase activity; ATP binding. NCBI's taxonomy places the organism in Eukaryota, Metazoa, Chordata, Testudines, Trionychidae. Gene Ontology annotation, cellular component: cytoplasm.
UUUUUGUUCUUUGGAUACAGGUGGCAAUAAAAAUAAUUGACAAAUCUCAGUUGGAUGCUGUGAACUUGGAGAAGAUCUAUCGAGAAGUGCAGAUAAUGAAAAUGCUUGACCACCCGCACAUAAUAAAACUCUAUCAGAUAUGGUUGUCUUUGGCACGUUAGAAAUACAUUUGGUAGAUAGGUGAUGGAGACCAAAAGCAUGUUGUACCUUGUGACAGAAUAUGCCAAAAACGGAGAAAUUUUCGAUUACCUUGCCAACCAUGGCCGUCUGAGCGAGCCUGAGGCCAGGCGCAAAUUCUGGCAAAUCCUUUCAGCGGUGGAAUAUUGUCAUAGCCGAAAGAUUGUGCAUCGUGACCUCAAAGCUGAAAAUCUUCUUCUCGACAACAAUAUGAACAUCAAAAUAGCAGAUUUUGGGUUUGGAAAUUUCUAUAAAAGUGGUGAGCCUCUGACCACCUGGUGUGGAAGCCCCCCGUAUGCAGCUCCGGAAGUCUUUGAAGGACAGCAGUAUGAAGGACCUCAACUGGAUAUCUGGAGCAUGGGUGUAGUUCUUUAUGUCCUAGUCUGUGGAGCAUUACCUUUUGAUGGACCUACGCUUCCUAUUCUGAGACAACGGGUUCUGGAAGGAAGAUUCAGGAUUCCUUAUUUCAUGUCAGAAGAGUGUGAGCAUCUGAUCAGGAGAAUGCUGGUCCUAGACCCAGCCAAGAGAUUGUCAGUUGCUCAGAUUAAGGAGCAUAAAUGGAUGCUAAUAGAAGUUCCUGUGCAGAGACCCAUUCUCUAUCCACCAGGACAGGAGAACGAGCCUUCCAUCGGAGAGUAUAAUGAGCAGGUUUUGCGGCUGAUGCACAGCCUGGGAAUAGACCAACAGAAAACUAUUGAGUCUCUGCAGAACAAGAGUUAUAACCACUUUGCUGCUAUCUAUUACCUGUUAGUGGAGAGACUCAAGUCACAUCGGAGUAGCUUCCCUGUGGAGCAGAGACUUGAUGCUCGUCAGCGUCGGCCAAGCACUAUUGCUGAACAAACUGUCGCCAAGACGCAAGCCGUGGUGCCCCCUGUGAGCCUGCGUUCACAGAAUGUAAGGCUGCUGAGGUCUCCGGGCCUCCCCCCACCCUCAGCUGCAGAAGCCUUCUCCUUUCCCCCUGCUAGCUGCCAAGUAGAAUCAGCAUUUAUGGAGGAAGAGAGAGUCGAUACCCCAAAGGUAAAUGGCUGUUUGCUGGAUCCUGUGCCCCCUAUGGUGAUUAGGAAAGGCUGCCAGUCACUGCCUACCAGCAUGAUGGAAACCUCUAUUGAUGAGGGUAUAGAGACUGAAGGGGAGUCUGAAGAUGAUCCUGCACAGGCAUUUGCAGCCCUCCAAGCAACCCGCUGUGGGAAAAGACGUCACACUCUGGCAGAAGUGACCAACCAGCUUGUCAUGAUUCCAGGCACAGGGAAAGUCUACUCCUUGGAUGAAAAUCCAUCUUUGGGCAGCAUUGACUCAGAAUAUGAAAUGGGAUCAAUUCAGAGGGAUCUUAACUUCCUCGAGGACACUCCGACCCUGAAGGAAGUGGUGCUGGCCAACCAGCCAGCACCCAGAAUGACGCCCCCUUUCAUAGGGCUGAGACCUGCUAAUCCAGCCAUGCAGGCACUAACCUCCCAAAAACGAGAGGCCCACAACCGCUCACCAGUCAGUUUCCGAGAGGGCCGCAGGGCAUCUGACACAUCCCUUACACAAGGAAUUGUAGCAUUUAGACAGCACCUUCAGAAUCUGGCACGAACCAAAGGAAUCCUGGAGCUGAAUAAAGUCCAGCUGCUAUAUGGACAGAUGGGAUCAGAAGAAGAGCACAACCUAACAUCAGCUGCUCCCCACUUGCAGAAUCUUGAGGAAGCUUCUCAGCAGCAGGAGAGUGUAUCUGCCUUCCCUAAUGGUGUGCAUCCCCAAUUAUUAUCCAGACGGCAGAGCUUAGAAACACAAUACUUGCAACACAGACUGCAGAAACCUAGCCUGCUGUCAAAAGCCCAGAAUACCUGCCAGCCAUACUGCAAAGAACUGCCCCGAAGCCUGGAACAGCAGUUACAAGAGCACAGGCUGCAUCAGAAGAGACUCUUCCUCCAGAAGCAAUCCCAGCUGCAGGCUUAUUUUAACCAGAUGCAAAUAGCUGAAAGCUCAUACCCAAGGUCAAGUCAGCUGCCGCUUCCGGGCCAGGAGGAGCAGCCGCAGCAGCCACCACAGUUCAACCUGGCACAGCCCCUGAGCCCUGUAAUGGAGCCUUCCUCAGAACAAAUGCAAUAUGACCCUUUCCUUAGCCAGUAUCAGAAACUACAGCUGGAGUCACUGUCACCAUCCCAGAUCCACAGCUCACCUCCGUUGCCAUCGCAGAUACAUGUGCAACAGCAGCCCCCACCACAGCCCUUACAAUACUCCUAUCAGACUUGUGAAUUGCCAGUCAUCACCUCCUCUGAGCCAGACUACCCAAACCAGUGCCAGUAUUCUAUGAACCCAGCCCAGCAGAGCAAUGUAGCAUCACCCGACAACCAGAGGAGCUCAGCAUCUCAUGAGUCUCAGUCCAACUAUGAGGCACUAGCCCUUUCAGAACUGCCAGGACUUUUUGACUGCGAAAUGAUGGAGACUGUUGAUCCCCAGCAUAGCGGCUAUGUCUUGGUGAAUUAGCCACCCUGGCAGUGUUAACUUACGAAUGGAAGACAGGUGAAGUGAAGGAAAGGCAUGUGAAUUUAAAUUUUUGUUCCAACCCUAAAAUUCAUGGCUUAUUUUCCGAUCCUUGACCUACUCGGGGAUGUAAAAGCCACCUGACUGGUGCUAGCGGGGGAUGGCUAAAAGCUACAUGGCUAUUGGUUCAUCCUGGCAGUACCAUGCCACAAAUCUGGUGGCAGGGGCUGGAGAUGGAUAGUGCAGCUGGGUCAAUCAAGAACCUGUUUGCGGAGAAGGAGAUCACGGAUGUUGUUUUAAAAGGAAGGAAAACUUCCAAAAACUGGAUACUCGUAACACCCAUCCAGUACCAGAUGAAAUCUGUUAAAGAUCUGUAAAAGAAAGGAGAAUGAGUGUGAUGCAUUGUACUUCUUGGCAAUAAAAGCAAUAUAUUUUUCAUUGGAAUUCAGACUUGAGUAACCUGAAGGCAAAUCAAGAACUUUUGAAACUUUAGUGCAAGGUGAAUUUAAAGGAAAGUUGCACUUUGGUUCUAAGCUACUGAUGUUGAAUUAGUCCACAGUAAGUCUCAGAGGACACAAGGUGUUUUUCCAACAGACUCCAUAUCCUCCUGAAAGCAACAGCAUUUCCCCAAACUUGCCAAAAAACUUCUAAUUGCCCACCAUGGAAAGUUUCUGGAUCUUUGACAAAAUGAUUCUCUGACCUAGUCAAAAGAUCACUAGGUCUGCUAUCUGGCACUGCAGUGUUUUUUAGAGGCCUCUGGAUGGGGUACAGAAUACUCCAAAGAUAAAGGAUCAGUUAACUGAAAUGUGAAACAGCCAAGAAAUACCAAGAGGAGGUCUACAGCUGUGGCAAAUGACUACAUCAAAAAGGUCAGCCAGGGUAGCAUUAGAAAUCAACCCUUUUUGCGGACAGCCUCUUGUCGAGGUCUCUGCCAUGGAGCAGCUCUGGUCACUGGAGAGGAUACAUUGGCCCUCUGUUGCUUUUUAAAAAUAACUUUUGAAUUUACAGUCUGCGUUGCUGGUGGUUUAUUAAGCUUUGUAUAUUUGGACAAGGAUUUAGGUUUUAGAACAUAAGGACAAAACAAAAUGAGCUUAAAAACCCCAUGUGAAGUGAUAGUGCUGUGCCUUUUUGGGUUCUUUAUCAGAUUAUAUGCUUUUUUUCUGAAGAAAGUAGCCAAUACCCCAUUUAUAUCCAUGCUAAAGCCAAAGUCACUUCAGAGCAUGUGUUCCACCGUGUGGAAUAGUGUUUUGAUUGCUCAUCUAUAUGUGAAAUGUUAAAAGUAUUACAGCAAUAUUUAGUGUCAAGAACUGUUGCUAUAAUAACUGUUUCAGCAGAUACUCACUUUGAGCAAGCACUUGAGUCUCCAACCCCUUGCAGUUCACAAAAUGCCAGACACAGCAGCUGGGUUUUGGACCCAUAGAAAGGGAUAUGGGUAAUCACCAUAAUUUGGGUUUUGUCUCCAGUGGUUGACUACUAUGAGACAUUAAAGGAGAAUCUUCUACCAUAUAGCUGUAGAGUUCAUGCCCUUUGUGAGCAGAUGAACACACUAAGCACAACACGGGUUCUUUAAAGCACAAAGACCAGCAGAGAAGCAGGUACUGCUUAUGAAAAACACCUUCUGUUGUCUGGAAGUUUCCCUUUUCACUAAGUUCAAAAUAAGGAAAGAUUAAAUAUGCUAGUAGCCCCACCUGUAUCUAUCACUAUACAGUCGCACACUUGCAACGGUGAUUUUGCUCUCAAAUCAAAGUCUUGUUGUAAGUUCUCAACCUCUCCCUCCCCCCCAAAAAAACCAGGAUAUCACUUUCCAGUGUCCCGUGGGCAAGUUCUCCAGUCACUGUAUAAACCACCAAAGCAUUGACCUGAAGUGGUGGUAGCAGAAGAGAGGGUUCCUGAUAUGUUGAGACAAGCCUCGCCAAUUUAUAAUCACAUUUUUUACUUCAACUAGUUUCAUGUCAUAAACCUCAAAGAUCAGACUGUAGAACCAUUUCUUUCCUUCACCAGAGCAUAAGCAGUCAGCACACAGAGCAAUAAUUUUUUACAUGACCAUGAUUAAAAAAAAAAAAAAAUCUAAUGACUGCAUAUCACAGUCAGCUUUAAACAGGAAAAAGUUCAGCAUUGCUGCCAGCAAUCACCUGAUUUCCCAGUAUGCUAAAAUCUGACUGACACUUGGUAUUGAUAUGUGCCAUGUAAUAUUGGUCACUAAUCCACAUGCAGUGCAGUCAGAUUUGUUCAAUCAUGGCUUGGUAUUUACUAUACCGUGAUUCCAAAGCCACUGCCAGAGGGCAAUCUGAAAUCCCAUAUAAGAUAAAGCAUGGAAUCCCAGCCUAGAUGUUGUGAGCACCUACCCCUUUCUUUAUGGCUCCGUGGCAGAGGUCCACUAAUGAUUUUCUGUUGUAACAUGGGCUCUUGAUCUAAAGACUGUUUUAAAGAGACUUAAUGCAUUGGGCUUGGGAAUCUCUUAGCAGUGGACAUGCCUGUCUGAAGGGUUAACCAGCUAUACAAACUUUAUUAAAAAUGUUCAAAGAACAGCCCCCAGGUCUUCAGUGACUAGUAGAGAGUAAGCAACUGGCCACAACACUGCAGGGGAGCAAAGGGCCAGGCCAUUGAAAUCUAAGAACCUCACCAGGGCAGGUGGCCACAUGCAGGAAGAGCAAACGUGUGGAAACAUGAGGUCAAGCUGAAUACCCAGAGAGCGAUGGAAGGGAGAAGCAAAGGAUGGAUAUGAAAAUGCCUCUGCGGUGUGAGCAAGAAAUUCAAAGGCCCAGUUCUGCACAGAGAGUUGGGUCACAAAAUACAGACUGCCCUUUUUCUUAACUGCUUCCACAACAGACCCCAGAACCCUGUACGUAGUAGGCUGACAUGCAGCAGGAUUCAGAUGCACAAAGAUCAAAUCACAAUAAUAGUUCUGUUCUCAACUCAUUUUGAUAAUUCCAUUACCCAAAAUUCCCAACUAGUCUAAACUGCUGAGUUUUUAGAAUGUAAGUAUUUAGGGAGCUAAAGAGUUUUGAAUGUGAUGAACAUGAAGUAGAUUAGUUGAUUCUCCCUCAACUAAAAGCCUGUUUAACAUUUACGCAAUUUUCUUUAGAAUAAAAAAUUUCUAAUGCCACACUAGACACUUUCUUGGGCACCACACGUAUUCAUCCAACUUUGAAGUGGCUGCUUUUGUUUAAGUCUCUCGUGUCUAAUAUUAGAGAAGUGUGGAUAGUUAAGUAUUACCUUUAUUAUCUUGUAAUUCAAGCUCCUCUGAAGAGACUUUGGUGAGAUGUAUAUGGGGUAAAAAUUUCAUAUGGAGAAAAGUGCAAUAUGUGUGUGUGGUACGUUCUUUAAUGUAUUUUUUUAAAGAAUUAGAGGGUUUAGUCUUCGCUUUGGGAUAAAUGCACUAGUUUUGUGAGCUCCAGUUGAGCAAGUUCAUCUGUAGUAAUUACAUGCAACUGGUAUACUGGACUCUGUAAGGCAAUUACAGUGUAUUAAUACAAAAUAAAGAAUAUGUACAUUUCAUUUUUAAA